GACGCUUAUACUGCUGUCGAUGAGAGAGGAAUAGAACGAGCUUAUACAGAGACCACCCAAGCGAGUCGCCUAAGUAAAUAUAUUAGGCGUAACAGUCUGCUGCAGGUGUUGUAGGUUCUGGUUUGAAUGCGAUGUGUAUGUUCCGUUCGUCGUUGCUGUAAUUUUAGCUGUGUCAUGACGGCGUAGGGUUAGCAAAGAUUGUGUAAUGUCUGAAUGUACGUUGUUUGCUGUCUCUUCUGCAAGCUGACAGUUCUACUGUUUUGUGUGGGGUUAACGGUAUAGUUGGCAGUUGGAUUUACGUCUUGUUAUAAUAGAUAAACAGAUAUUAUGGCGGAAUAUUCAGUCAAUGGAAAUAUUGCCAUUAUAAAGCUAAGCAAUGGUAAAUUGAACCCACUGAGCGAAUCUGUGAGGACGGGUAUCAAGUUGUAUUUAAAAAAGGCUUUGGAUGACCAAACAGUCGAAGCCAUAGUUUUACGUGGAAGCGAAAAACAUUUUUCAGUAGGUGCUGACAUUUCAGAAUUUGGAGGGGAUUCGAUCAAAACACAUUUGGGCGAUGUCUGUGACGAGAUUGAAGCCAGUAGAAAACCAGUCGUGGCUGCGAUUCAUGGUUACGCCCUUGGUGGAGGUUUUGAGAUUGCGCUGUCCUGUCAUUAUAGAGUCGCCAGUUCAGAUGCUGUUGUGGGUUUCCCGGAAGUAAAGUUAGGAAUACUUCCGGGUGCAGGUGGCACACAGAGAUUUCCUCGAAUCGCUGGACUAGAUGCUGCAAUGCAAUGGAUCACUACAGGAAAACAGUACUCGGCCAAUACUGCAGCGAAACUUGACGUUAUUGAUCGAAUUAUUUCGAAAGGGACCGAUGUUAUCAAAGAGUCGAUCGCAUUUGCUCGAAUUGUGGCGACUAAGUCUCUAUUAGGAAAAAGAUCAGCUGAUAGAAGAGUCAAAGAUACCGACUGUGUGGAUGAAAUUGCAGCAAAAUAUACGCAAAUUGUGCAUAAAAAGUCUCGAGGACAAUACGCCCCGAUUUAUUGCAUAGAAGCAGUAAGAUAUGCUGCGCAAAGCACCUUGGCUGAAGGAUUGAAAAAGGAAUCUGAAAUCAUAUCGAUGCUGGGGAAAUCUGGCCAAGCGAUUGCUCUAAGAUAUGCAUUCUUUGCGGAAAGACAAGUGCAAAAAUGGAGCGUUCCUGGAAGUGAUAUAUCAUGGCACAACUCCAAACCUAUGCCCGUAAAGCUCGGCGCUGUUAUUGGUCUCGGUACAAUGGGGCGAGGAAUUGUCAUGAAUUUCCUUCUUGCUGGGGUUCCAGUUAUUGUUAUAGAGAUGAACGAAAAGUUUCUCAGUGCUGGUAUGAAAUCAGUACAUGCACUCAUUGACGACAUGGAACGCCAUCAAAAGAUCACUAAGCAGCAAAAUGCAAUGAUGAAGAAGGCCGUGACUGGUACUUUGAAUUAUAACGAUUUAAAAAAUGUCGAUCUAGUCAUUGAAGCUGUUUUUGAAGAGAUCUCACUUAAAGAAAAAGUUUUCAAAGCGCUGGAUAAUGCUUGCAAGCCUUCUGCGAUACUGGCCUCGAAUACAAGUGCUCUGGAUAUUGACAAAAUUGCUUCUUUUACUAGAAGACCUGAAAAGGUGAUGGGGAUGCACUUCUUUGCACCGGCUAACUUGAUGCGCCUCUUGGAGAAUGUCAUGGGAUCGAAAACUUCUAGUGAGACGAUCGCAACUUGUAUGGACAUGGGAAAGCGAAUGGGUAAAGUCACCGUACUUGUCGGAAAUUGCUACGGCUUUGUUGCAAACCGAAUGUACUUUAACUACAAAGCUGAGUCCUGGUAUCUCGUCGAAGAAGGCUCGUUGCCAGUGGAAGUCGACAAAGCAGUAAAAGAUUACGGAUUCGCAAUGGGGGCAUUUGUUGUUGAUGAUCUUUCAGGCCUUGAUCUUGGAUAUCGUAUGCGUACUGCGUUUGGGUUGACACCAAAACAGCAAAUUCCUGGAACCCAAGAGAACGUUCGAAGUGGAUUGAGAUACUGCCCGUUGCCUGAUUAUCUUGUAGAAGUCGGACGGUACGGUCUCAAGACGAAGAAAGGAUGGUACGAUUACCCUAACGGCAGAAUUCCUGUUGAGUCAGGCGAGGUGUCGAAAAUUAUCAGCGAUUACCGGAGUCGUAUUGGAGCUACUGCGCGUAAAAUUGAUCAUGAAGAAGUGAUCGAAAGAUUGGUGUUCGCUCUCGUCAAUGAGGGUUUCAAAGUUCUUGAUGAUGGAAUCGCAGCGUCUCCUAUGGAUAUAGAUAUGAUCUGGAUACACGGAUACGCUUUCCCAAGUCACACCGGUGGUCCUAUGCACUAUGCAAGUAAAAUUGGGCUUUCAAAAGUUCUGGCGCGUAUAAGGCACUAUUAUGAAAAGUUCGGGAAUGUGGUGCCACAGUGGACUCCUAGUCCAAUGCUAGAACGUAUCGUGGAGAAACGCGGGGAUCUUGAUAUGAGCCAAUGGAUGCAGUACUCUAGCGCCACCAAGACUAAAAGUAAUCUGUGAUAUCACUAUGCCAACAUAUACUUUAAUUUUGUUAGAAAUUAAAUGCAAUUUAUCUUUGAAUCUUCAUAUCGAAUUUAAUUCGUUUAUUUUUGCUUUUAUCAAGUUGAAUAUUAAGUCAGAAACGUCAUGGAUAAAUCAUUUGCUUUAUUGAGAGUACCAGACUCUGUCGCCUGCCUAAUUUUGUUGAGUGCUAUACAUCUUCAUUAUGUACCCCCUUUGAUCCUUUAUGCAUGCUGGACCGCCAUGUUCUCUCAUUUUUGUUCUGCCAUUUUAUGUGGAGUUUGCCGUGAUUGCAAUUUGGCAUCUAUGCACAGUUUGAAGCCAUAUUCUCCAAAAUUUUUAAUUAAAAAUUACAGGAGUUUGAAAAUCAAUAAUGUGCAUUUUCUCAGGGCACCUUUUUCAAAUUUCGCCCUUCUGCGUUUAAGCUCUUGAUACUAAAAUGUGUCGAUUUGAUAACAUCUAUCCAAAGUCUAUCAGUAUUAAAUUUGAAAUAUCUAUUCAUAUCAUUGUAUAUCUCAGUCAUUGAAAUAGAUCAGUGGUUGGUUCUCAACCUUAAUACCUUUCUCAUGCAAUG
Styela clava is the source of this 3088-nucleotide messenger RNA. RefSeq names its product peroxisomal bifunctional enzyme-like. Gene Ontology annotation, molecular function: (3S)-3-hydroxyacyl-CoA dehydrogenase (NAD+) activity; NAD+ binding. NCBI's taxonomy places the organism in Eukaryota, Metazoa, Chordata, Ascidiacea, Stolidobranchia, Styelidae. Gene Ontology annotation, biological process: fatty acid beta-oxidation. Gene Ontology annotation, cellular component: peroxisome. The record is from RefSeq and is a predicted model, not a curated record.